Molecule: messenger RNA, 3309 nt
Organism: Uncinocarpus reesii 1704
Lineage: Eukaryota; Fungi; Ascomycota; Eurotiomycetes; Onygenales; Onygenaceae
Exons: 3
Coding region: 1-3309 (1102 amino acids)
Biological process (GO): positive regulation of DNA-templated transcription; protein import into nucleus; mRNA export from nucleus
Cellular component (GO): nuclear pore outer ring
Molecular function (GO): structural constituent of nuclear pore
Source: RefSeq, a predicted model, not a curated record
AUGGCAUUCAGAAGGGCUUACGGAGACUCCAGUCCUCCUUCAACCCCGGCAAAACCACCGGAUUUUGGGUCAAGCGCAUUUUCUUUGACUCCUGCUGGACAUCCUCCCUCGUCCGCUGGAUCUUUUACUCCUGCUGGGAACCCUCCGUCUUCGUACUAUUUUGGUAGCUCUGUGGAUUCUCAAGCUUCAGAAGACCUGCUAUCCUUUUCCACCAAUUCAACCAACUUCUCCGCAUCGCAAUCACGAAAUGCGCCCUUCCCAAGCUUCAGGUCCCGCCAAACAAGGGAGCCUUCAACAAAUCUCCUGCGUGGUGUUGGAGGGGGAAGAAGCAUACCUAGAUCGAAACUAUCGCAGAGUUUUACUUUCAGCAACGACGGCGAGGAGGAAGAUAACCUGGAGGAGAUGGAUACCGAAAGUCCCAGAAGAAUGGACCUGGAAGAAGAUGACGCACCUCUACCUUCGACAUUUCCAAGGAUUGGUGGUGGUCCGGCGGCCCAUAUGCGCAAGUCAAUGAUUUACUCGAACCCGAAAAGCGCGAAGCGAGCUAAAUUGGACGAGAAUUGGGCCCAAUCUUUUCCUCCCAGCCCUCCCCAAAUACGGUGGAAAAAACAGCCUUCUUCAUUUCCUCGAAUUGCGGUCGAUAUCGCAUCUAGGGAAAAUUUGGCCGCCCUCGAUGAGCCGAGCGGAUUGUUGCUUAGUAUGGAGGAUACCAUCAGUGAGAUGUACGACCAGGUCAGAGAUCGUGAAGCAGAUGACGACACCGUAGAUAUCGCCUUAUCUAGUGCUUGUGAAGAUUUGCCAAACUUGUGGAAACAAUAUUCAGAAGAACCGGGCUCAGUCAACUACGAGAAUGGAUGCAUUGGCCCUGGGGAGCAAUCCUCGGGAAUUAUGAAAGCUGGCUUCUUGAGUUCAUUGCUACUUCGACUCCAUCAUCCCCCAAUUCUUCGACGCCAUCCUGCCGACCGUCGCUCGCAAUCCUCUCGCUCACCUUUCCACACUCUAGCUGUAUCACAACCUUCUGAGUCCAAGUCUUCGAUCCCAAAAGUGUUAUUUGAUUGGCUAAACCAACACCAUUCACCUCAAUCAGCUCAAUUUAAUGCUCUAAAGAGACAGCAACCAAACCCGACCGCGUCGCACACAUUUUGGAGCAUCGUCCUUGCCGCCCUUCUUCGUGCGGAUUUCUCGUUUGUUAUACAAUUGUUGGAAGCAGCCGAUUUCAGCUAUGCUCGAACAGCGAUGGAGGAGGGCAGCAAAGAGCCAGGAUACCGCGGCAGACAGCUCCAGAUAAUCCAGCAGUGCGUAAACAAAGCGCUUCAGCUGCUCCGAACUUCUCCCGGAGUUAAAAAUGACGACUGGGAUAUUAAAGGGAUGGACUGGGCAAUGUACAGAAAGCAAGUAAUGUCCGCCGUUUCCGAGCUCGAAGAUUUGGCAGAAGGCCCAGAUCGGGACUCUGCCGGGGGAAACUGGGACUUUCAGGCAUCGCAUUUUGGCCUUUCCAGCAUCCGAUCCGGUGUCUCGUCCUUUAGCCAAAGUGCUCGCAUGGCUGAAAGCAAGAUUCCGUGGAUGAUCUAUCAAUAUAUCAAGGACUUAUACGGUAUCAUACUGGGCGCCGUUCCGACGAUCUUGAAGUACUCUGAGGACUGGGUUGAAGCCACUGUUGGCCUUGCUGCAUGGUGGAACGGCGAUGACGACAGUGAGAUUACUUUAGACAAUAGACAUUCGAAUCAACUAGCGGUCAAGAGAUCGCAAGGCCCCAGAUCUGUGGACAUCAAUACCGAAGAAGCGUACUUGCGGCGUCUCGACUACGCCUUUACGUGCGUCACUGAUACCCUCGGCAAGGAUGGGUUACAAAUUAACUCAAUGAAUCCUUCUGAAGUCGGUCUCGCCUGCGUUUUUGAAGGGAACGUCGAAGGCGUACUUCGGCUGAUGCAGACGUGGUCUCUUUCAAUCGCUGCCGCGACUGCAGAGGUUGCGAGCUUCGGAGGCUGGCUGGAUUCGUCUGUGGGUUCCGAACCCAUGCCUGGGCUGAAUGAGAAUGAUCUUAUGGUUCUAAACUACGGGCAGCCGGAUCAGAGGCUUCGGAAAGAUGAUGUUUUGGUCAAUUUUUCGUCCGGAUUGUUUGAUCGAGGACGGUUGGACGGGCCGUCAAGUGUCAGGGAGGGGUGGGAAUUGUCGCUGGAAGUGUUGAGUCGUCUCGAUGAUCAAGGAUUGAUGAAAACCAAAGUGAAUGAGUUCCUGGAUCGGGUGACUAUCGAUUCUUCGGAAAAGAUGGACAGGCUUGUUCUGCUGUGCACAGAGCUAGGGUAUAACGAGGAAGGCCGCAAGAUUUCCGAGCGAUACGGGGAUAAAAUUGCCCAAAACUCCGAAGAAUACGGCGCCGCUUUAUUUUGUUAUGCACGGGCGCAUUGCAUUCAGAAGAUAAAGAAUGUUGUAGACCUCCUUAUAUCCCUCUGCCUUGUCCAGUCAACCGCGUAUCCUCCUAAAUCGGAACUUGACACACAACUUCGAUCACUUCUCUACGAACCUACUGCAGCGCUGUCAGCGAUUGCCUCUGUGGACAAUGAAGGCGCAGCCAUGCUUCAAUUCCACUUUAGUGGAUACGCGACGCUACGGAACUACUAUGAUAUUCGUGAUGAAGAGGUGAACCUAGAGCCGGGACAGAAGCCCAAGCAUCGUCCGCUAGCCCGGAAGAGAGCAGCUGCGCAAGCCCUCACGGCAGUAAUCAGCAGCGCUGCCGAUAGCAUUUACGGUGGCUUGUAUGACCAGGACCGGAAAACUGCGGUGCAACCAGACGGACUAUUAGUGUUGCUUGGGGAGUCGCUUGCACUCAUCGAGCAUCCAAACCAAUAUUUUAUAGUUGAUCAACUGCAAACCAUCCUUGCCGCGAUCGAAGACCUACAAACCGUCACAUCUCGCGUCUAUGACCAAUGCGAAGAAUGCCUGCAGUCCGCCGUCCUCCAUCAUCGCAAUUACCGCGGAACCGGCACGGCACAAACGUCCUCACCCGACGACUCGCGAUCGCACUCUCCGACAAACCUGCUCCGCAAAUCCGUCUCGUCGAUGUCCGGCUCGUUUAGCGGAUUUUCACUGAUCGGAAGCGAAAUACUCGAGCCGCAGAACCGGUCACGGGGGACGAUUGAUUCGGGGGUGCUGGUUCCCAGGCUGGCGGGUGGAGAUGCAAAUGUGAAGCGGGGGUGGGAUUGGAGGGAGAUGGUACGAAGCGAUGUCAAGGGGGAGGAGAUUCUGAAGGCGUUGAGGUUGAGACUUGCGCGAGGGUUGUGUUUUGGGGAGUUGAGGGAUUGGAUUUGA